AUGGCGAUGAACGUAACGGAAUUGAAGGAGUUUGAUGUCAUUCGUGUGGCUAGAAGCGAUGGUUCAGAUACUGGACCCGGCUACUGGCCUGUCACGACAUUAACUGCGACAACUACGACAAAAAAGACAAAAGAUGCAGCAGCAGCUGAUAAGGCACCAAGGACUAAGCCUCAAAUGGUUCGACUAGCAGAAGAUGAUCCAAGGUUCACCGAGUGGAAAGUCAAACUGGGUAUUCUUCUCAAACAAGAGCUGUGUCCGAAUCCUGACGAGGGAAACCCAUGGCUGGUGAAUUUUCCUCGAGGAUACUGGCUCUACGAAAAGUCAAAGCAUCUAUGGGUUUCUGGGUACCCAAUCAAGGUCAAGCUUUUCAAGAGUCCCCAGGAGUUUGCUGUCCAUUUAAUAUGGCUGCUUUCAACGUCGAUGGACUAUCGGGAUUGUUGCUGUGCACACUGCAAUGCUGCCAACAUAAUCAAGGGAGGCAGUGCUUCGGAUGAAGGUCUGAUCAUCACCCACGAACCUUCCAAGAACGACAAGAUGCCACCCAGAGUAACACCUGUUCCUCUACCCCCAAUGCCUGGACAGACAUCGCAGAAGCCCGGCACUGUUCCCGACACUAUUGUGCCUCGUUUGGCAUCCACACAAUCUACGCCGGCUGCUACGGCGCAAAACUCUCCAGCGCCUACGCCGGUAUCUGCUGCUGCAACUAAUGUGCAACGCGUUCGACAACCCCCUCAGACCCGACCUCAGGAACAAGUCAUUCAGCCACCACCGCAAUUACAACAGCAAUUACAACCAGCGCCCCAGCCCCAGCAGCAGCAGCAACAACAACCGCUGCAGAUACAGCACCAACCACAAAUACAACAGCAGCAGCAGAUUCAACAACAGUCCCCCAAUCUCGCUCAAGCACCACCCCAACCCCAGCCUAUACAGUGGGCCCUCAAAUCGGCUAUCUUGUUUCGAUCUGGAGAGCUCGUAUGGUAUCAAAACGGUAAUACGUGGCGUCUUGGAGUUAUCGCGUCUUCUUCCAAUGGCCAACACGAGGUCAUGCCAAUUGGACACGGCAUCGUUCAGCAAAACAACGUGACAAAGACUGACGGGGACAUGCGGCCCUUUUAUGCAUUCACAGUACCACCAGUCACCUUGUCCGAGUUGAAAGACAAGAACUAUGACGGUGUUCCGUGGGAAUCGCUAUUCCAGAGUUCAGUAGACGGGAACCGACGCGAGGUACUUGCACUUGACGCUUCUAAAAUGGCGGCUGUUAAGAUUGAUUAUUCAUACUCGCUUUGGUCCAAACUCACCGAAGAUACGAAGGUUAAGACCGUUACUUACUAUGGCUGUUUCUUUGGAGCCGAGCGGGUCGAGAUUGGUGAUGCGAUGCGGCUUAAAUCGCUACCGGCCGAAUUCAACGUCCCGGCCGAGACAGGCGUUCUGGGUCUACGGAUCAUCUUUACUACUAAAGAAGCCCCUGACGCUGUCUUCUUCCGUGGCCACAUCUACCAACUCGUGUCCGAAGAUCACCCCAACAUUGUCCGGGAUGAACAACUUCCCCUUGCGCUGCGCAGCGAGAGCCAGUGGCGUCGUUCGGUUGGGGCGCAUCGAUGGUGUUAUGCAAUGGUCAGAGAGAACAUCACGUUCAGGGAGCAGUCGAUUAGAGGUCGAUUCUACCCAACUCAUCGUCUCAUGCCAAUUCUUAACCCGGCUGAAUUCCAAAGCUCGGUUGCGCAGCGCCGAGUCGAUGACCAAUACGCCCAUCUUAACAACCGUAUGGAUGGCGUGGGGAGAUAUCUGGGUCGGAAGAUCAGCCGAAUUGAUACCCUUGGAGCUUCGGUGAUCCAUACAGCUAGGAUCAGCCUGGAGCCCUUCAUUAAGGAAGGGGACCAGCCGGUUGAAUAG
Molecule: messenger RNA, 1893 nt
Organism: Fusarium pseudograminearum CS3096
Lineage: Eukaryota; Fungi; Ascomycota; Sordariomycetes; Hypocreales; Nectriaceae
Exons: 2
Coding region: 1-1893 (630 amino acids)
Biological process (GO): silent mating-type cassette heterochromatin formation
Cellular component (GO): rDNA heterochromatin; SHREC complex
Source: RefSeq, a predicted model, not a curated record